AUGGAAAAUAUCAAUAUCUCAAUUGAUCAAGCAAAUGCAGGCAGACCAUGGAAUGAAUCACUAUUCGGCUGUUUUAGUGAUAUUAAAACAUGUUGUUAUGGAUUCUGGUGUCUACCAUGUUUAUUUGGUGAUAAUGUUGAAAAAAUUGAUGGUAGUAGUUGUGUAGGAUGUUGUCUUGCAUAUUGGGCAUCGAGCACCUGUUUUUUAUGUUGGAUACCACACAUGAUGAAACGAAAAGUACUACGUCAAAAAUAUCUUUUGGAAGAAGAACCAUGUCAUGAUUGUCUUGUAACUGCUUGUUGUGGACCAUGUGCUGUUUGUCAAGCGGCUCGAGAACUAAAGAGUAGAAGUGGAGCACAACGUCGUCCUAACGUAUUUCCCGUACGUGCUCAACCAGUGGCUUAUCGAAAAUAA
Messenger RNA from Adineta steineri, 414 nucleotides. The record is from the annotation of a GenBank genome assembly. Lineage: Eukaryota; Metazoa; Rotifera; Eurotatoria; Adinetida; Adinetidae.